AUGGCUUCCUCCACAGACGUCACGGUGGUAGGAGAGCAUCUCGAGUCCAAGUCAUUCAAGUACAUGUGGUCUCGCUAUGUUCAAAAGCUCACACUGAACUAUGACUUGAAGGUUACCAAGGCUGCUGCCAUCGAUUCCAACCUCCCUAUCGAUAUCACCGGAAAUGAAUCUGUUGCUGAACUACAGAAGGCAACAGCGGAAGUGACAGGGGUCGGUUUCGUGCCCAAGGAGCGGGGCAAGCUCGACAUUGGCAUUGUUGGUGCUGGCGUCGCUGGACUUUUCUCUGCCAUGGUCUUUGACUGGUUGAACGAGCAUCCCGAGUUGAAAGGAAAGCUCACAAUCAACUACGACAUCCUGGAGGCUGCAGGGGAGGAAAGACUGGGUGGUCGUCUUUACACGCACAAGUUCUCCGAGGGAGACCCGGCGAAAACGCACGAUUAUUACGAUGUCGGUGCGAUGCGCUUCCCCAACAAUGACAUCAUGAAAAGAACGUUUCAGCUCUUCAACUUCAUUGGGCUGCAUCAGGGUAAGGGUGGUAUCAUCCCUUACUAUCUUGAUGAUGAAGAAGGUGUUUGCCCUUCCUACUUCAACGACGUGCGACACGUGGGCAAUGCCUGGAGCAAGGGUAUCGCAGAUCCCUUCCGGAUCAACAGCGGGCUCCCAGAAGGUGGAAAGAUCCCCCAGGAAUUCUUGGCACAGGACCCGUCAAAGCUCGUAUCCAAGGCCCUCGCCCCCUUCAUCGAAGAUAUCCAAAAGCAGUUCGAUGAGGCCUUGAAGGAGGUCAGAGGGGGGACUAUCGAGGGAGAGGCUUCCAAGGAGCUUUGGAAGCGGCUCAUGGCGGCAGACCACCUAAGCACUCGGCAGUAUCUGGCUUCCGAUCAAAACCCAGAGAACCAAGAGGGCAGAAAGUUCAACUACAACACGAUUGAAUGGCUAGAGACAGCAACUGGAACUGGGUGGUAUGAUCAAGCGCUAAGCGAAUGCGUCCUCGAAGAACUCGACUUCGGAACUCCUGCACAAGAGAAGGCCCCAGGAGUCCAGUGGUGGUGGUGCAUCGACGGAGGUGCCCAGAGAGUGGCCAAACUGAUGGCAGAGAAGAUCAAGCAACCAGUUCAAUUCAACAACCAGGUCGAGGCCAUCAAUGCCAAUGUCGAGAAGCGAGAAAACCCCAAGGACUACGUGCCGAUGACACUUGCCAUCAACAACAAGGGGAAGAAGACACAGAAGGACUACUUCGCCGUGUUCAACAGCACCACUCUUGGUGCCCUCCAGCGCAUGGACCUCAAGGAUGCCGGGCUUCUUUGGGGUACAAAGCAAGCCAUUCGAUCUCUUGGCUACGGCGCUUCCUGCAAGGUCGCCAUCAAGUUCAAGACUGCUUGGUGGCAGCAAGGCGAUCUCAAAAUCAAGAAGGGAGGCAUUGCUCGAACCGAUCUCCCCCUUCGAGUCUGCGUCUAUCCUUCCUACAACAUUGAAUUGCUGGAGGGCAAGGAUUGGGACCCCAACAAACCCGCCGUGCUGUUGUGUUCAUACACCUGGGGACAGGAUGCCCAACGCAUCGGCUCGCUGAUCUCCAACAACACCCCCGAAAAUGAGGAACAGCUCAUCAAAGUUCUGCUCCACGAUCUUGCCCUGAUGCACGUCCCAGAAAAGUCCAAAUAUGAGGGUCUUUUGCAGAAACUCAAGGAUCAGUACAUGGAUCACCACGCAUACGACUGGUACAGAGACCAGAAUAUGUCAGGAGCCUUUGCCUACUUUGGGCCUGGACAGUUUUCCAACAUGUGGCAGGAAAUUAUCAAGCCAAACGCGUUUGGUCAACUCUACAUGGUUGGCGAAGCAGCGUCAUCUCACCACGCCUGGAUUGUCGGAGCCCUGGAGAGUGUCAUUCGCGCCGUUUACGUCAUGUUUGAAGGACUCAGCAAGAACGACCCCGAAUGCCAGGCCUACAAAGACGCCAUGUAUUGGCUGAGCCAUGUGCCCAAGGAAGGGGACUCAACCUAUGACCCCAAUGACCACCCGCACAAGCCAAAGCCGGGCGACAUGCCCAAGGGCAAGCCUUUCUACCCCCUGCCUGAAGAGAUGCCUGAUCGCCAGAUUGGUGUGGACCUCGACAAGGAACUGACCCAAGACCCGAAGGAGAGUCUCAAGACGGACAAGGAGUUGACCCAUUCUGCCGCUCUUGUCGCACUUUGCGUUAUUGAAAGUUACGUUGAAUUGUUUUAUGGACCUUCAAAGUCAGACUGA
Messenger RNA from Fusarium falciforme, 2241 nucleotides. Its product is annotated as Amino-oxidase domain-containing protein. Lineage: Eukaryota; Fungi; Ascomycota; Sordariomycetes; Hypocreales; Nectriaceae. Gene Ontology annotation, biological process: amino acid catabolic process. The transcript has 5 exons. The record is from RefSeq and is a predicted model, not a curated record. Gene Ontology annotation, molecular function: L-amino-acid oxidase activity; polyamine oxidase activity. Bases 1 to 2241 code for a protein of 746 amino acids.